GGCGCUGUUGCCGGGGAGUGGCACGACAUUAGUUUAAUUUAUUUUAAUUAGCUUGGGUGAAUAUUGGUUAGAACGAUCUUCUCACUUCUUUUCACCAACCACCCGUAAUAAUUAUUAUGGAUAACUCCAGUGGUUAUUACGGUCCACCUUCUUUCUACCAAUCACCUAACCCCCCUCCGUUUCAAACCCAUCCACCUUACUACCCACAUCAGUACCCCUAUGAUAAUGCCUACCAAGUCAACAAUAGGUCUAACUACUUUCCCUACUAUGAGGAACCACCAUAUGAUACCCUGUCUAGAAAUUUUGGGUAUUCUCCAUACCAAGACACUAACGGGGAUAAUUAUUAUGAACCUCAUGGUGACCAAGAUGACUAUGACCAAUCUGGGCCUAUGUGCGACGAUCAAUCUGAUCCUCUCGUCGAAGAGAUCAUAAGAUUAGAACAGAAAAUCUUCUAUUUCGACGAAGUUUUAUUCACUGAAGGCUCCUGGUACGAACCACCUUACUGCCGAGACUACACCCUGUCUGCGGAAGAACAAAUUGAAGCAAACAAGGUGGCAAUUCGAGAACGAGCAAAACUUCUCGAAUCAGUCCAGAAGGAAAAUGAGUUCGAACGGAGAUUAUGCGAAGGAUCAGAUAUGAUGCAGAAAAUGUUGGACGACUUUCAAAGAGAGAGACUAGAAGCUGAGGCUAAAGCUGACAAGUUAGUCAAUGAUCUCUGUAAGGCUAUUGAGCUUAAACGAUCGCUCCAACCUCAAGAUCCACAAUUGGAGGAAGUUAAUGCUCAAAAAGAGGCUUUAGAACCUAAGACCAACCUUGAACCAUUCAAUCAUCAGGUCCCAGUUCUAGAAGAUUCACCCAGUUCUACAUUAUCACAUAAACCCGAGAGCAUAACAACUCUCGCUAGGGCUACUGUGGUAAUAUUACCUGAAUGUCCUCCAAGCCAAGUCUCAACCAGCACAGUCGUACAUGAGGUGGAACCAACUGAGGAACCUGACUCAGAACCACCUAUGCGUAUUCAAGAAAAGAAGGAGGAGGAAGUUUUGCCUAUGGCAAUAAACGACCAUCUCCUUAAUUGUGUUGAAGACACACCUCCAGAGGAACCUGUUCUGGAGGAGAUAAAGCCCACUACCUACCCCCAAGAUUCCAACGUUCAAGAGUCUGAGGAGGAAUCUAUAGACAAAGAAAAUCCUAACACAGAGGACCCAAUAAUGUCUAUAGAUAAUCAAGCUUCAUCAGAAGACUUAGACCAAACUUUCUUUGACUCCCUACUUGACGGGUGUGACUUUGUCUGCCUGAAGGAUAGUUCGAGCCAAAAGCGUUUGGAUGAACUUCUGGUAAGUGACACUGAAGACUCAUCCAUGGGAGAAAGCACGGUCGUAAUCAUCAAACCACAAAUGGAUGGUCAGCCUGUUGAAGAUAAGGAAGAAAUCAAUCUCGCUAUGAAGGCCAAUGAUGUGGAUCAACUGAGGAGACUUCCGCCACCACCCACCUAUACAAAGUCUCCUCCAUAUAUUCUGUUGCCACCAAGCCACAGGGAUGAGUCAAGGAUCCUGGACCUUGACCGAGCAACAAAUCAAACAAGGUGGCACCAGAAGAGAGUCAGAAGGGCCAAACUUUAUGACUCUCGGAUCGGGAAGUCGCGGAAAAAGUGGGGCAUACCUUACAGUGGGAGCGAAGAAGAGGUCUCACCUGGGGAAAACACAAGGUUUCUGCAACCUUCGAGGCUUCUUGAUCCAGCAUUCCUGGUUGAAAGUAGCUACUGAGUGAAUAUUGACUUCCUCAAUAAAUUCUCUUUUUCUCUACUAUUUUGAACAUGAUUUCGAUAGUCGAUGAUUUUUAUUUUGGAAUUUCACAACAUGACUCUUAAAACCAUUUUGAGAAUAUUUUAUGCAUUAUUUCAUAUUUACAUGUUAUGGUUAUCUAUUAUUUCAAUCUUCAUCGUUGAAUCUUUAAUAUUCUAGAAAGAAUUUGCUAGCAUAAAUUCUACAUAGGACAUCGUUUGUUGUUCGUGUGGACGCGCUAGAGGUUGGAUUCGUUUGUGACUAGUUCAUUGCACCAAUCCCUUCACUUGCACCGCCCAAUCAGUUUACUACGAGAAAAGUCCAUUCUAGAGACUCAAGCGGAAUCAAGUGCACCAAAAAAAGUGCACGUCGGAAGAGUCCCAAACAAAGACCGAGGAAGAAUUGUUGUUGGACAAUAGAGGAAGAAUCAUUGUACGGUCCAUUCAAAAGUGGACAACAGAGGAAGAAUCGCUGUUGGCGUCUACUUGGGUUGACCUCCUUGGCAUCCUAUUACUGGUUUUGAGCAAAUGAAGGAUGCGAUGUGGAUCGCAUUAAGGAGAAGUUCUAUACAGUGAUGAAUAAGGAAGCCUCCUACCAAAUCUGAGAUCAACUCACUUCCAAAUAGGGCCACAUUAACCAAAAAGUCCAAAUCUUUAUCUUUGGAGAAUUUUAAGCUAUUCACUGAAAUGGAAAAAACUCAACAACCUCGAGGCCGGAUUGUCAAAAAUAGAUCCUCCGCCGAGAUUGAGGCUGAUGGCAUUAUCGGCUCGUCAGAACAAAGCCCUCCCUUCAACCUAGACGACUCCGAUGAUGAGGACCUCAUUCCACUGCUGAUCAAAAGAAAGAAGGCAAAAUCGAUUGUCUUGGGUUCUGUAGGGGUUUGACUCUAUUUCUUCUCACGACGAUAUCGGCAGGGCAGUGGCUGAACAACUUUGGGUGUUCAAUGUUAGGGAAGAAGAGAGGAAGAAAUGAAUGUAAGAGAAAGAGGAGCUAGCAAUAAUGGAAAUCGGCCUUG
This is a messenger RNA of Cuscuta campestris, 2796 nucleotides long. NCBI's taxonomy places the organism in Eukaryota, Viridiplantae, Streptophyta, Magnoliopsida, Solanales, Convolvulaceae. The record is from the annotation of a GenBank genome assembly.